Molecule: messenger RNA, 1697 nt
Organism: Paramisgurnus dabryanus
Lineage: Eukaryota; Metazoa; Chordata; Actinopteri; Cypriniformes; Cobitidae
Gene: atoh8
Product: atonal bHLH transcription factor 8
Biological process (GO): positive regulation of transcription by RNA polymerase II; anatomical structure morphogenesis
Cellular component (GO): nucleus
Molecular function (GO): protein dimerization activity; E-box binding; DNA-binding transcription factor activity
Source: RefSeq, a predicted model, not a curated record
UGAGGCUAAACAAACACAGAUGAACAUUCACACAAAAUCUGCUGCCAAUGUCUGCCUGACUUCACAGGAGGAGCUUUCCACAGACGGACAGACAUGUUUCUCACUGAACACUUAUUUAUAUAACGUCCUCGUCAACAUUAUUUUUCUUGUUUAUUUGACUUUUAGCGAUGAAGAACCCAAUGCAUGUAAAUGACGCUCACUGUCAGAUCCUCAACCCGGUUUCUGGAGACAAGAGAUUAAAACGCAAAGCCAGAGAUCCGGUGAAGCAUGUCAGUGAUGUAUCUUACUUUAAACUGUACAAGACUUCACAUCUGAUGGACGACACCAUGGCAAAUAAGUGCGUGAAAAAGUCCAACGCUUUGGAAACAACCGCGUCGCGGGAUGACAGCGCACCAGGGCACGACAUUUCAAACACUGCCAUCGAUAUGAGAAUCAAUACCGUCAUCGCCGGAGAGCCGCGCGACUACAGCUCGAAGACUGUCAAUAAUAAUAAAAGCGUAAUAACAAGCGCACGGGUUUCGGCUUUGGACAGUCCGCCGGUGUAUGUGCUGUCUCCGCGCGCAGUCUCGCAGGCGCCUGCGAGCGGCGGUAGGAGCGAGCGCGCGGAAUCACCAAGGAAACGCACGGGAGAGCAGUCCGGCGCGGGCACGGAGAUCAAAGCCGUACAGCAGACGCGCAGACUGUUGGCGAACGCGCGGGAGAGGACGCGCGUGCACACCAUCAGCGCGGCCUUUGAGGCGCUCAGAAAGCAGGUACCCUGCUACUCCUAUGGGCAGAAGCUUUCCAAGCUGGCUAUAUUAAGAAUAGCUUGCAACUACAUACUGUCACUUGCUCAGCUUGCUGACCUGGACUAUACCCCAGACCACCGCAAUUUGAGCUUCAGAGAGUGUGUGGAGCAGUGCACUCGAACUCUACAGGCUGAGGGUCGCUCCAAAAAGAGGAAGGAAUAAAACGAAGAACAUCUUCAGUGACUCUGGAGAACGAAGGACCUCAAUGAAGACACUUUUCCCAAUGCAGAAGCCCCUGCAGUGUCACAAUUUACAUGUCAAGUGGGGAGUUUUACUGUAAACACUGUGCAAUAGAUUUUACUACAGCUGACCAGUGUCAAAAACUACACUUUUUUAGGCUCUUAGUAUGCACACUUAUGAAAACUCUUGUGCAGUUAAAAACGACAGAUUUCACGAGCAUUGAUAUAUCAAUUUCUGUUGACAUGUUUUUGGAUUAUUGGAUGAAGACGUGAAGAAUUGCUCAGUGAAAGUCUUCUGGAAUUGUUUUAACAUAACUUCAUAUAAAACGUUAACAACAUAAAAGAGGUAUGCAAAAUACCAUUAUAAUAUUUCUGGUCUCUGAGAUUUACAUUAUAAACCAGUAAGUUCAAUAAACCAGUCAAAAUGAACUAACAUUUUUAUUAUUCAUUUAAAUCAAUCAGUUAGCUAUAUCCAUUAGUUUCAGACAGUUUUCAGACCGAUUGGUACUAUUAAUAUCCACCAAAACAUAUUUAAUGCUGCAAUAUUUUUGGAUUUGAGAGAAUAAGUGCAGCAUUUCCUCAACCUUAACAUUUUUUUAAAGAAGGACUGUAUAUGUACUGUAUAUAUGAAGAAUAAGUGACCUGAGCUAUGCAGGAUUCCUAUCAGCAGGUCACAAACAUUUGAUCAGCUAUGUUAUUAAUAUGUAAUAAAUGAUGCAAUGUCAAAUCA